This is a messenger RNA of Drosophila pseudoobscura, 1085 nucleotides long. RefSeq lists its product as uncharacterized. Lineage: Eukaryota; Metazoa; Arthropoda; Insecta; Diptera; Drosophilidae. The transcript has 8 exons. Gene Ontology annotation, molecular function: protein binding. The record is from RefSeq and is a predicted model, not a curated record. Bases 16 to 993 code for a protein of 325 amino acids.
CUGGCAUUUUCGACGAUGUUCUACAAUCGGAAACAGGGCUAUACUGCUCUACACUGGGCUGCCAAGCAUGGAAACGAAGAUGUUGUUAAACUAAUUGCCGGCACCUAUAAAGCGGACGUAAACGCCAAGACGAAUGGGGGAUACACACCGCUUCAUUUGGCAACUCAGUUUGGAAGAGAUAAUAUCUUUGAAUUACUGUGGAAUGUCUACAAGGCCAACCGUGACAUUAUGGAUUGGAGUGGCAACAAGCCAUUGGACUAUAGCCGCCAGCGACCGAGUGUAUCGGCCUCCACGUGCAGCAAAAUCAAAGCACGAAAAAAGCAUACAAUCGAAAAAGAUUUGGGAUUCCUUCGGAUUGGUUCACUGAAUGUCCGGGUAAAGAAGACAACAGAGGCUUUCAGCAAUUUCUUGGGAGUGGGCAAUGGCAGUGGGGUAGCUCCGACGGGAUAUGGCAGUGGCGGGGCCACAACAGCAAAUCGCCAUCACCAGCGAUCUCACCAACACCCUCAUCAGCGUCAUCAUCACCACGUUGGUACGACACGGAGUCGCCAUCCGAAUCAGAGAGUAGCGACCACACCGUACGGCACGAACUCGAUACCGGGUUCGAGGGCGAGUGUUCCAAAUAACCGAAACAUCUAUGACGUUGUGCACAAGUCGUGGGGCUCUGCUGACAAUAUAACACAACGUACAGAAGACCUAAUGCCACCACCGAAGUCAGUAGAAACCAAGCGGAAUAAGUCCUCGAAAAGGUCAUCGUAUGCGUCCAAUGCAACGAACUCGCCUCGGGACUCCAUUUGCUCAUCCAACUCAAGCUCGAAUCUGAACAGCGGCUACAGCAGCAUGCCCACCACUCCGAAUCAAGUUCGUGCUCCUAAAGGCAUGGAUCACACGUCCUUCACAGCCGAUUCCGAUUCAGAUUCUGCCUGUGGAUUCGAUUCAAGCUGGUCCGUUAGCCAUCUAGCUGCUGUGGGCAACAAUCCAACACAAUCAUAAGUACAUAACAAUUAUGAUGUAUUUUUUUUUUUGUAUAAUCUUGUAAAAUUAAUGCAAAAUUGACGAUAAAAUCAAUAAACUUAUCUAUUUUA